Pelecanus crispus (Dalmatian pelican) is the source of this 514-nucleotide messenger RNA. The record is from RefSeq and is a predicted model, not a curated record. Lineage: Eukaryota; Metazoa; Chordata; Aves; Pelecaniformes; Pelecanidae.
GAAAAUCUGCAAGUCAUGCAAAUGCAGCCAGGAGGAUCACAGCCUGAGCUCGGACGUGGAGGAUGAUCGGAAAAUUGGGCGCCUGCUGUCAGACUCCAAGUAUGCCACGCUCACCGCCCGGGUGAAAGGAGGUGAUGGCGUUCGCAUUUACAAAAGGAACCGCAUGAUCAUCACCAACCCCAUCGUCUCUCGGAAAGACCCCACCUUCGACACCAUCACGUACGAGUGGGCUCCCCCGGGGCUCACCCAGAAGCUGGCCAUGCAGUACAUGGAGCUGAUCCCGAAGGAGAUGCAGCCGGUGGCGGGGACGGACGGGGCGUACUAUCGCCGGCGGCAGCUGAUGAGACAACUCCCGCUGUACGACCAGGACCCGUCCCAGUGCCGCGGCCUCGCGGAGGGUGAGCUGAAGCUAAUGGAAGACUUUGUGAAGAAGUACAAAGCCGAGGCGCUGGGCGUUGGCGAGGUGGCACUGCCGGGCCAGGGCGGCGGCGGCAAGGAGGAGGGGAAGCCGCAG